UUUUAUGUUAUCCACUUCAUCUUCAUGGACGUGUUCUCUCUGAGAGCGCCAAAACAAGUUACUCUCGAGUCCGUCUGAGCAAGUUACUCCACAACAUAUUAAUAAACUCACGCUAAAAGUUACUAAAAUCGCCAUGGUGGAGCUGAGAGAAUUCCACCGCUUAGUCUCACUUUGCCCUCCCAGUUUCUACUCCAACCACAACUUCAAGAAGCUUCAUCAUAACAAGCUUUCAAGAUUCAGCUUCAUCAACUUUCACAAAAACCCCUAUCUUCAUCAUCAAUAUGUGGUUCUUCAAAGCUCCCACAUCGUUUGUGCUUCGGCUUCAGCUUCUUCUAGCGCCGAUUACUCCGGACAAUUGUUGGACUCACAAGAGAAGAAGAAGGAGAGAAUAGCUGGAAUUGAUCAAGAUGAAUUGGUGGAGCCCACCGUUUUGGCUGACCCAGAUAGCUGUUUUUGUGAAUUCAGAGGUGUGCGCAUACACCACAAGACAUAUGAUGCCGAGUCAGAAGGAGCAAACAAGUCUUUGGAGAAGACUCAAAGCGUGUCUCAUCCGGUUAAGAAAAUCGGGUUUCCUAUGAUUUUGCUACAUGGUUUUGGAGCCUCUGUGUAUUCAUGGAGUAGAGUUAUGAAGGCUUUGGCUGAGGUGGUUGGUUCCAAAGUUGUUGCCUUUGAUAGACCAGCAUUUGGGUUGACAUCAAGGUUGAACCCUUUUGAGAAAUCGGCUUCUGGAAAUGGAGAUGCAAAACCUUUGAAUCCCUAUUCCAUGGCCUUCUCGGUGCUUGCCACUUUGUACUUCAUUGAUCGUUUGGGGUCUCAGAAGGCAAUCCUUGUGGGGCAUUCAGCUGGUUCUCUUGUAGCAGUUAAUGCAUAUUUUGAAGCCCCAGAACGUGUUGCUGCUCUGAUCCUUGUUGCACCAGCAAUUGUGGCCCCUCUCAUUGCGCAUAAGGAGCCUGUUAAGAGAACUCAAUUGGGAGGAGAUAAUCAGAUCCAAGAAGACAGCUCAAACAAGAAUAGCCUAGGGAACCCAUUUGUUCAACUUGGCAAUAUCCUGUCCAAGUUCGCUCAGUUUGUUUCCCAGGCAAUUAUGAAUAUUGUUAAGGGGAUGGCAAAUAUGCUAAACUCUCUGUAUAAGAAACUAUUGUCGGCUAUUCUGCGCUCAGCUUUUGCUGUGAUGUUGGUAAGGAUGAUAAUUGAUAAAUUUGGUAUUGCUGCUGUUAAGAAUGCAUGGCAUGACUCGAAUCUAGUCACUGAACACGUCCUCCAAGGUUAUACAAAGCCAUUGAGGACUAAGAAUUGGGAUAGGGCACUAGUGGAGUACACUGCAGCAAUGCUUACUGAUACCGCUCCUGAAUCAAGUCCACCGUUGUCAAAAAGACUGCAUGAAAUCUCAUGUCCUGUUCUGAUUGUUACGGGUGAUGAUGACCGACUUGUCCCCGCAUGGAAUGCUGAGAGGCUUUCACGAGCUAUACCUGGCUCCUGCUUUGAAGUAAUCAAGCAUUGUGGCCACUUGCCACACGAAGAAAAAGUGGAUGAGUUCAUAUCGAUAGUUCAGAAAUUUCUGCAAAGUGUUUAGCAGUGACUCGGAGAAGCAGCAUUGUGAGUCGUAGUUUGAGCUUCUGUCUCUUGCUUGCAGCCAACCCAAUUUAGCUACCUUCAAGAGGGUACCGGUGGCCUUUAUAGAAUAAGAACUUGGAAUCCCAACUUCAAUCACAGCUGGCCAAAACAAUGGAAACUAUCCCACAGAGCCAAGUUUGAGACUGACGCUGUCACGCUGCAAUACUAAUAAUGCUUCCUUCUAGCUUGUACAUAAUUUGAAUUCAACAAAUUGAAAAGAAAAUUAGAGUUAUAGCUAAUGUAAUCAUUAUUUCUUUCAACAUGGCGUAGCUAAAAUGCUAGAUAUCACUGUUGAGGUUUUAAACCUAUCAGAAAUUGUCGUGUCGAGUUGUACAAGCUAUUGUGAUUGUGUAAUAACAUGAGUAAACUAGUGGUGAGUGGUGAUGUGUGGCAUCGGUAGAACAUUGGAGGAAAUUGUAUACUUUGCCUUGAUUUGCAACAUUAGAUACUAAAGUAUGAGGAGCAGCCCAGCCAAUCGUUUUCCAUAUUUACAUCUCUGGUUGAUAGACUUGU
Messenger RNA from Morus notabilis, 2127 nucleotides. Its product is annotated as 2-hydroxy-6-oxo-6-phenylhexa-2,4-dienoate hydrolase. The coding region runs from base 134 to 1573 and encodes 479 amino acids. Lineage: Eukaryota; Viridiplantae; Streptophyta; Magnoliopsida; Rosales; Moraceae. The record is from RefSeq and is a predicted model, not a curated record. The transcript is spliced from 6 exons. Gene Ontology annotation, cellular component: chloroplast envelope. Gene Ontology annotation, molecular function: catalytic activity.